ACCUUUUUUCCUCUCAUGCAAUACCAAAACUGACCCUGCCUGGCAGAGGGACUCUGCUAGGCGAGCGGAGCCCACAUCGCCGGCACACCGCGGGAGCCGGCUCUCCCCUCCAGCCUCCGCAGCCCCCUGCGGGGCAUCGCUGCUGCAAGUUCGCCGGAGGCAAACGCCGGGGCCGGGGUGCGUCCUCCGGGCGCCGGGGAGCGGUCGCUGCCCACGGGCUGUCCCUUUGCCCCGGCCCGGCCGGGGCCGUGGGGCGGCGGCGGGGGAGAGCGGCCGCCGGAGGGCAUUGCCCGGAGGCGGCGGGGCCGGGACCCGGCAGGAAAUGGAAGGAUGAAGUGUGCAGCCGGAGCGGUGAUGUUCCUUCUCUCCUUGCUUUCCCCUGCAGGAACGUAAUCCGCAAUGCUAGUUCUCAGGUUGCUCAAUGUUGUCGCUCCAGCCUACUUCUUGUGCAUCUCCCUAGUGACCUUCGUCCUCCAGAUCUUUCUCUUCAUCCCCAGCAUGUUCAGAGACCCUUCCACCACCCCACUUUUCUCUCCUGCUCUGCUGCAUGGGGCCCUCUUCCUCUUCCUCUCAGCUAAUGCCCUGGGCAACUACGUCCUUGUGAUCCAGAGCUCCCCUGAGGACUUGGGCAAGGGCUUAAACUUGGGCGAAGGAGCCGAAGUGGUGGCGGACUGGCUGGAUGGAAGCAGGUCCCCUGGCUCAGCCUUGCCCAGCACUCACUUCUGUAGACUGUGUGCCAGAGUCACCCAGAGGCAUGACCACCACUGUUUCUUCACAGGGAACUGCAUUGGGAGCAGGAACAUGCGAAACUUCAUCAUGUUCUGCCUCUACACCUCCCUGGCUUGCCUCGACUCCCUGGUGGCAGGCAUGGCUUACAUUUCUGCUGCACUCUCCAUGUCCUUUGCGAACCCGCUGGCCUUCCUCACUCUUCUGCCUCACUCCAUCAGCCAGUUCUUCUCAGGAGCUCUCCUUAGCUCUGAGAUGUUUGUCAUCCUCAUGCUCUACCUCUGGCUUGGGAUUGGACUGGCCUGCGCUGGUUUCUGCUGCCACCAGAUGCUGCUGAUCCUGCGUGGGCAGACGCGGUACCAGGUGCGGAAAGGGAUAGUGGUAAGAGCCCGGCCCUGGAGGGAGAACCUGCAAGAGGUCUUUGGCAAGAGGUGGCUGCUAGGACUUCUCAUCCCUGUGCUGAACGUGGGAAGUGACUACCGUAGGCAGAAAGUGAAAUAAAAUCCCCAGGAAUGUGCGUGCAUCCCAUGCACACAACACCUCCCCUGUUCUCUCCCACUGUCUCCUGGAUCACUGAAGGGCUGGGCGACUCCAUCUCUCGGGAUUGCAGCCUCUGUGGGAGGAAAGGACUGGCUAUCAAACAGAAUAAAUUUAGCAUAUUAACAAGGAGAUCACAAACCAUGUAGAUUAAGAGAUACUGCAGCUUAGUAGUCACAUCACUGCACCUGCGUACGUGGCAACAGUCUUUGAACUAGCAGAAAAAUUAGUCAGACCUUCCUGUGGCUUCCUGCCUGACUCCUCCAGCCCCCAGCCCCAUUAGCCACCCUAUAUAGUCCCUUAUGAACCGCAGCAGGAGCUUUCAGAGAGCCUGGCCUGUUGUGGUAGACUGCAAAAACGGUGUCUCUGUCUGUUCCUUGGGAGGGGUUUGCAGGGUGCCCUUUUGGCUCUGAUAUGCUUGAGGUAACAUCACGGUACUGAGAAGCCUUUAAUGACAGAACUGCAAUGCAAUCAAGCUGCCCUAGAAGCAAGCUAUGCACAUGGCUAAGGCGACAGGUAAACCUUCUCUCCACAGGCUAGAAAAUCAGGAAGGAAACAAAGAGAAAUACAGAAUUUCUCAUUUCUGUUCUUGAUCUGCUCCCUGUGCAAUGAUAUGUCAGGACUGUAGCUCCGCUACUUAUUUUUAGCAGUCCUUUGCCCAAUGACACAGUCCAGGCAAAGCUGCCCUUCUGACAGGGAGCAGCAAGUAGAUAAAUCAUGAUCAGAUGGAGGCACAAGGAGAGGAGACCGCAGAGGUGAAUGAAAAAGCUGUGUCUGAGAAGCUGUGUGAUGAGGCAGGCUGUGUGUGCCUGUGAGAGAGAGAAGGGGAAGUGUGGACACACAGCGAGCUGUCAGUAGGGUGCCAAGAGCCCUGCUGAUGCGCCUGAUCCCUGAUGCAUCACCCUCUCACAGGGGCACCUGCACCAUUAGUGCUGUGAAGAAUUCAAAAUCUCAGAAGACAGGGAGGUUUUCCAGCUGGUCAGGAAGCUUCACUUUGCACUAAAACAAACAAAAAAAUGUUUACCUCAAAUAUCCCUGCCACACCGUAUUUAUAGGCUCUCCAGGGCAAUUACCUCUCGCAUUGCUGCAGAGGGGUAAAUUCAUCCAUGUUAUAACUCCAUUAAGGAGGUUAAUGGAAUUACUACAGGGAUUAAUCAGCCUAAUGUGUCAGUUGUUUUCUAGCUGCAGCAACAGCCCAUGAGAUCAGUGCUGAGAUCCUAUGCUUAAUAGGUGCCUUAAGAAAGGAUACCAUGACAUCUCUACGAGGAUCAUAGCACUGGAUUCUCCAGCAGCUGCAACAAGAAGCCUCUGUUUUGGGAAACUGCAUCAGCUUAUGCGGGCUGGAUAGGAAUCCAUUGCUUCUCUUCAGUAGGCUGGGGAGUAUGCUGACAAGCCGUGAAAAAUGUUAUUUCUUCCUCAGAAAUGCUCUCGGUGCAUCUCAGGUCGAAGAAUGCACCUGCUUUCAUCCUUGCGUUUCUCACGAGCCAUAACAGAGGCACUCAUUGCUACAGGCUUUGUAACCGUCCUUCACUGCUACAGACUUGCAUACACAUUUGGAUCAAUAACAAACAAAGUCUAUUGUGAUGAGCAGAGUAACCAUGAAAAUAUACUGGAAAAACCCUUAGCUGGAAAAUUAAAAGCUGUAGGAUGUAUGUCCUUCCACACUCUGUGUGUUCACAUGAAUGCACCGCUGUUCCCAUGAGUAAUACGCUGUAUUUUCACUAACAGUGAACAAUAAAAAGUGUUCUGAUUUUUUACAUGAGCUGUAUUGUGCUUUUUGG
Messenger RNA from Chroicocephalus ridibundus (black-headed gull), 3044 nucleotides. RefSeq names its product zinc finger DHHC-type palmitoyltransferase 22 (gene ZDHHC22). Gene Ontology annotation, molecular function: palmitoyltransferase activity. The transcript has 2 exons. The record is from RefSeq and is a predicted model, not a curated record. Gene Ontology annotation, biological process: protein palmitoylation. Lineage: Eukaryota; Metazoa; Chordata; Aves; Charadriiformes; Laridae. Gene Ontology annotation, cellular component: Golgi apparatus. Bases 400 to 1227 code for a protein of 275 amino acids.